AUGAAUAAAAAAACAACAAACACUGUAAACAAGGAAGACGAACGACGUAAUUCUUUGGCUCAAUUAGCUUAUGAAUACGAGGUUUUGUGUAAUGAAUUGUUUCAUUUGAAAGAAUAUAUAUCGUUGCUUGAGUUUGAUCCAAGUUAUAGAAACAGCUCAAAUAGCUAUGAUACGUUUAUUAAGGAAAAUGAUCUUUCCUUGAAGUCAUUAGAUAUUAAAAAGGAAAAUGGAAGUACUAGUAGGUCUGAAGUCUCAAAUACUGCCCUAAGGGUUAGAAAACGUCAAUUAAGACAGAGUGGGAAUGAGCAACCACAAGCAAAGGAUACCUAUUGGUUUGAUGAUAUAAAACCGCUAGUGGAUAAAAAAUACGAUGCAUUGUCAACCGAAAUCGAUGUUGUUGACAAAGAUAAUAAAAUUAAUACAAAGCCAACGGUAUUAAAAGCUGUAAAAGAAAACGAGACUACAAGUUCAUCGAAGAAGAAAUCUGAAUCAGAAAAGCAGAAAAAUACAAAUGAAACUCAAGUCCCAUUUAAGCCAGAAACGCAUUUGCAUAAUAGCACACGUAAACAUAAGAUACGUAAUCAUGACGUAGUAGAUAAAAAUUCAAAUAAUGAAACAAUAAAACAGAAAGUUGCAUUCACUGCGUCUCAAAACAAUAAGCUUGGAAGUGAAGAAUUAAAACUAAUGAAAAAAGAGGAAAAACCUAAAACAGCUAGAGUUAAUAUCGAAAAAAAUGAAAAUGAAGAUGGAAAUGAUGAGGAUAGUGAUGACUAUUAUUUUACUACUUCUUCGGAUGAAUCAGACACACCAUUUACAAAAAGAAAAAAGAGAAACUUGACUAUACCAACCAUAAAAUUAGUGGUACAUCCUCCUAAACAAACAAUAACAAACCCUGGACAUGUAGUAAAAUCUGAGUAUGGCGGUGUUUCCAAUUUCUUAAGUUCAUUUAGAUCAAUGGAUGAAGAUAUGACUAAUGAAGAAUUCGAAGAUUACAUUUCAGAACAACGAAAAGUAUUAUCACAAUUAAGAAAAGGUCUGGAAAGUGGAGCAUUGAAAUAUGAUGAAGAAACGGACUCUAUUCAGCCAAUAACUACUAAGGAUACAAAAGUUGCUCAAGUUAAUAAGACGCAUGCCAUAUCAUAUUUAUACAAAGAACAAAAUGUUCAGGUAUUUCAAGAUACAUUAGUGAAGCAUGGUGUGCAAUGGAGCAAAUUAUUUCAAAAUAAUAAGAGGUCGAGAAUAUUAAGAGCUCGUAAAGUUUCGCAAAUGAUCGAACAGCAUUUCAGACAUAUAGCAGGUGCUGAAGAAAGAAAAAUUAAAGAAGAAGAGAAACAUAGGAAACUAUUAGCGAGAUCUGCCAUGCAGGCAGUGAAAAAAAGAUGGAAUAUGGCGGAGAGAGCAUAUAAAGUACUGAAAAAGGAUGAAGAACAAGAACUGAAAAGGAUUCAAGGAAAGGAACAUUUGUCGAAAGUGUUAAAGCAAAGUUCAGAAUUAUUAGAUGCUCAACUAAGAAAUAUCACUUCACGUGACUCAAAAGGAGACUUAAAUUCAAGCGAAAUGGAACAGUCAUCUGAGGAUGAUUUAUCUAACGAAGAUGACGUAACUUCGUCUUCUGAGGAAGAAAGUGAUGGGCAAACCGAUUUCAGCGAGAAGAAAGAAGUGGACAAAGAUUUAUCAGUGGAACAACUCAAAGAGAAAUAUAAAUUUAUAAAUGAAGUAUCAAACGCCGAGACAUUAGAAACAUUGGUUCCCGAAAUUGCUUCUGGAAAUGAUGAAAGUUCCCCAGAAUCCAGUUACGCUAAUACUGCAUCAAAAGAUGAUGGAUUAAAAGCUUUAUUUGAUAGCAUUUCGACAGAUGAUGAAGAUGCGGAUAUAAAUGAAUCUUUCACGGUUUCGUCAGAUGAAAAUGUAAAUUUUUCUGCUUCUGAUGAGUUAAAUAUUACAUCCUCUGAAGAAGAAGAAGAGGAUGCGAAUGAAAGUGGUGAUAAUAAUAAUCCUGAAAUAGAUGAAAAACAUUCUUCAACCGAAUUUGACAAACCUAGUACAACGGAAACUAAGACUUUUGAACCAGAAAAAACUAUCCCUACAACGGUUGUAGACGUACCUACUCCAUCACUGUUGAGAGGUACGUUAAGAAUCUACCAAAAACAAGGUCUGAACUGGCUUGCCUCAUUAUAUAAUAAUAAUACAAAUGGUAUUCUUGCAGAUGAAAUGGGUUUGGGUAAGACCAUUCAAACUAUUUCAUUAUUAAGUUACUUAGCAUGUGAAAAACAAAAUUGGGGACCUCAUUUGGUAGUUGUUCCAACUUCUGUUCUUUUAAAUUGGGAGAUGGAAUUUAAAAAAUUUGCCCCUGGUUUUAAAGUAUUAACGUAUUAUGGUAACCCUCAGCAACGUAAAGAGAAAAGAAAGGGUUGGAAUAAACAAGAUUCCUUCAAUGUAUGCAUUGUUUCAUAUCAACUGGUAGUCCAGGAUCAACAUUCUUUUAAAAGGAAAAAGUGGCAAUAUAUGAUUUUGGAUGAAGCCCAUAACAUUAAGAAUUUCCGUUCAACGAGAUGGCAAGCAUUAUUGAACUUCAACACUCAAAGAAGAUUAUUGUUAACUGGUACACCAUUACAAAAUAAUAUAGGAGAACUAUGGUCAUUAUUAUAUUUUUUAAUGCCUCAAACAGUGACAAAUGGAAAUGGUGUCUCUGGAUUUGCAGAUCUGGAUGCUUUCCAGCAAUGGUUUGGAAAACCUGUGAAUCAAAUUAUUGAAAGUGGACAAGCAGUCGAAGAAGAUUCAGAAACUAAGGAUACCGUUGAGAAGCUUCAUAAAGUUUUACGUCCUUAUUUGCUAAGAAGAUUAAAGGCAGAUGUCGAAAAGCAAAUGCCAGGUAAGUAUGAACAUAUUGUUUAUUGCAAACUGUCUAAAAGGCAAAGGUUUCUUUAUGACGAUUUCAUGUCUAGAGCUCAGACCAAGGCCACUUUGGCGAGCGGUAAUUUUAUGUCUAUUGUGAACUGUUUGAUGCAAUUGAGAAAGGUUUGUAACCAUCCAGAUCUUUUUGAGGUAAGACCUAUAAUGAGUUCUUUUUCUAUUGAUAAUAGUGCUGUUUCAACAUAUAAUGAUACGCAAAGGUAUGUUCAUAACUUACUACAUGCUAAUGACUACAAAGAGAAUGUUGACUUGCAAACCUUAAAUUUUGUGUUUACCAAAAAUGAUGAAUAUUUAUCAUCGAACAAUUCCAAAACUAUUUCUACGUCCAAAUGUAUUAAAGAAUUUGUAGAUGAGGUUGAUAAGUUAAGGAGUAAUAUUGAUUUAGAGCAACGCAAAAAUUCUGAUAAUUUUGAUUUUACCUUAGAGUUUUUUAAAAACUUAGGUAUUCGGAAAAUUCAGGAACUUGUUAAUUCUAUUGAACACCGGAAAUAUUUGAAUAAUUUGAGAUGUGACAAAUCACCAGUAUAUGGUAAAAAUUUAAUUAAUUUAUUAGUGGUAAAGGACGAUCGUUUGGAGGAUGUAUCAUUUUCUGCUGAAUUGAUCAAACCGUUACAAACCAGAAUAAUCUCCAGUAGGGAUAUGAUCCAAAACUUUGCAGUCAUUACGCCUAAUGUUGUAACUUUGGAUAUCAGACCAAUAUCAUUAGGUCUUGACAAUGGUAGUUCCAUUGCCGAACAAAAUAGAGCAGUAGUGAUAAAUAAAUUGCAUAACACAACUAAUCCAUUCCAUCAAUUACAAACGAAAUUAACAUUAGCAUUUCCUGAUAAAUCGUUACUUCAAUACGAUUGUGGUAAAUUACAAAGAUUGGCAACAUUAUUACAUGAAUUAAAAGAUAAUGGGCAUAGAGCUUUGAUUUUUACGCAAAUGACAAAAGUAUUGGAUAUAUUAGAGCAAUUUUUGAAUUAUCAUGGAUAUCUAUAUAUGAGAUUAGAUGGUGCUACCAAAAUCGAAGAUCGUCAAAUAUUAACAGAAAGAUUUAAUUCUGACCCACGUGUAACUGUUUUCAUUCUGUCAAGUAGAUCGGGUGGUUUAGGUAUUAAUUUAACUGGUGCUGACUCAGUUAUUUUUUACGAUUCAGAUUGGAAUCCAGCUAUGGAUAAACAAUGCCAAGAUCGUUGUCACAGAAUUGGUCAAACCAGAGACGUUCAUAUUUAUAGAUUUGUGAGUGAACACACCAUUGAGAGUAAUAUUUUACAAAAAGCAAACCAAAAGAGACAUUUAGAUAAUUUGGUUAUUCAACAAGGUGAUUUCACCACAGACUAUUUAACUAAAUUAUCUGUUAAGGAUAUUCUUCGUAACGAUGAUUCUGAUGACAGCGCUCCAGAGAACGACAAACCAUUAUUGUUUAAUACCUUAGGUUCUGGUGUAAAAGGUUCACAAAAAUUAGAAUCGUUAUUAGCACAUGCUGAAGAUGAAGAAGAUGUUAAAGCAGCUAAUUUGGCAAUGAAAGAAAUUGAAGUUGAUAACGAAGAUUUCGACGAAAAUGCAGACCAAAACUCUAAAGAUGAACCUGGUCCAGACUCAGAACUAGUGCUUUACGAAGGUACAAAACAUGUUGAAGAAUACAUGUUACGUUUCAUAGCCAAUGGUUAUUAUUAUUAA
Molecule: messenger RNA, 4575 nt
Organism: Tetrapisispora phaffii CBS 4417
Lineage: Eukaryota; Fungi; Ascomycota; Saccharomycetes; Saccharomycetales; Saccharomycetaceae
Gene: SWR1
Product: chromatin-remodeling protein SWR1
Exons: 1
Coding region: 1-4575 (1524 amino acids)
Cellular component (GO): Swr1 complex
Molecular function (GO): ATP binding; ATP-dependent chromatin remodeler activity; histone binding
Source: RefSeq, a predicted model, not a curated record